AUACUCUUCAAUUCAUCCCCCUUGCCAAGUACUCUAGCUAUCUCAAACCUCCUUUCCUUGAAACCAUGGCCUUUUCCAAGCAUUGUUUCCCUCUUUCUAUGUUCAUAGCAUUAAUGUUACUCUCAAGCACGAAUAUGAGUCUAGCAGCUCGUCACCUCUUGGACACACCAGCUGCUCCACCUCCAGCUUUGACACUGCCUACAAUCCCAUCUCUGCCCAAGCCCACCUUGCCUCCCCUGCCCUCUUUCCCAACACUGCCUACAGCCACGUUGCCACCAUUGCCAAGCAUGCCCACUCAACCAUCUCUGCCAAAGCCCACCUUGCCACCAUUGCCUGCCAACCCAUUGCCUACACUGCCAAACCAACCAACUCUUCCCGCAUCCACAUUGCCGCCGUUGCCAAGCACUCAGGUCCCGACAUUGCCAACCAUGCCCACUGUUCCCAAGGUGACACUACCUCCGCUGCCAGCUACUCCAUUGCCCACCAUCCCAACCACAAUCCCUUCAAUCCCCACCAUUCCAACGACAAUCCCUUCCAUUCCUUUCCUCUCCCCACCCCCAUCAAACUGAAGCUCUAAUCCUUGAGAUGCCACAUUUCCAUUCUUCUGCCCUUUAGGCUUUAGCUUUGUUUGGAUGAUUCUUUGCGCCAGUACUCGUAUUGUGUUCGAAGAUGUUGGAACCUAGCUAGCUAUCUUUGUCCUACAUAUAUAUAUAUAUUUGUGUUUUUUAAUUACAGGCUUGAGUGGAGCCAUUUGAAUUCGUUUGUGUAAGAGACUCCGAUGAUUUAUUUCUAUCAUUGUAGAAUCAAUAUUCUUUUGUAUUUCAGAGUCACUUGUGAGUUGUGAGUGUUAUUGUUAUUGUAAUAGUCCAUAUCAUUAUUGAAUAUGAUUUCUUAUUUAUGUUA
Molecule: messenger RNA, 903 nt
Organism: Alnus glutinosa
Lineage: Eukaryota; Viridiplantae; Streptophyta; Magnoliopsida; Fagales; Betulaceae
Product: protein PELPK1-like
Exons: 1
Coding region: 66-569 (167 amino acids)
Source: RefSeq, a predicted model, not a curated record